Messenger RNA from Pisolithus orientalis, 1107 nucleotides. RefSeq lists its product as uncharacterized. NCBI's taxonomy places the organism in Eukaryota, Fungi, Basidiomycota, Agaricomycetes, Boletales, Pisolithaceae. The record is from RefSeq and is a predicted model, not a curated record. The transcript is spliced from 6 exons. The coding region runs from base 1 to 1107 and encodes 368 amino acids.
AUGUCCUUGGAUUAUCAAUCACUGAUAGUGAACUUCUUCAACUUCACUUUUACAACCACUCCGGUGGUGCAAUCUCACCCUCUAUCAAUAUCCACACUGAUGCAGAAGUCUUCAUAUACAUUCCACAAAGGCACAGCACUUGCGAUACCUCUCACCCCUUUCCCCUCUCCUGCAAUGCCUUCUCCUCACUUGGAGUCAGGCAUCCUCCCCAGUGCAAACUCACUCCUGACUCCUGCAUCACCCGAACACAUCCCAGCAAUUGGGAGGAUCCAAGUAAACAAGACCUUCUAUGAGGUGCUCAAUGUAUUAUUCUCAAGCACAGGCUUUCUAGGAAGGGGUACUGUUUGUUACCUCACAUGCUACAAUGGGGAAUACUAUGUCAUCAAGGAUUAUUGGGUGGAGGAGUUGGAGCAGAGGACAGCCCUGCAUGAAGUCAACAUGAUGAAGCUGGUCCAGGACAUCGACAGAGUUCCCAAGUUGCAACACUACUGGGUCAUUGAGGUCGAGCUGGGCAUUCCAUGUGCAAGGCCAAUGGUAAUGUUCAAGACAAAAAAGGAACUCGAUUCAUGCAUCCAAGAUAUUUUACAAAUCCAACAGCAGGCUCUCAAGAGGGGUGUCCUCCAUCGAGAUUGUAGCAUCAACAAUACGAUGAUUGAGGACUUCACAAAUGUGUUGCACAGCUUUCUCCUCAACUGGGAAUUUGCUGUAUGGGUCAUGUUACAGGGGGAAUAUGACUUGGGUGGCACAAUGAUAUUGAAUCCCUGUUCUAUGUUUUCAUCUGGAUCCUCAUUCCUUUAUGAUGGGCCACUUGGCCACAAGCAUCAAGAUAUCAGCCAUGAAAAGACACUUCUUGGCUUGUGGAGUGAAAAGGCAGCCAAAGAUCUCAAAAUUGCCAGAUGUGCUAAGUUCACAGUCCUUAAUGACCCAUCUGAAUCAAGGCUGGAUUCCAAGGUCUUGCAAUGUUUUCAACAUCUAAUCCCUCUGGCUAAUGAUAACCUGUUCUUUGGGAGGGUUUUUAUGAGCUACAACAAUCAAAGACAAGUGCUGAGGGUUGGGGGUGCUCCUGAUGAAGAAGAUGCGGGAAUGCAAGAGAAUGUGAUAGGGUAG